Molecule: messenger RNA, 2304 nt
Organism: Morus notabilis
Lineage: Eukaryota; Viridiplantae; Streptophyta; Magnoliopsida; Rosales; Moraceae
Product: exocyst complex component EXO70H1
Exons: 1
Coding region: 184-2073 (629 amino acids)
Biological process (GO): exocytosis
Cellular component (GO): exocyst
Molecular function (GO): phosphatidylinositol-4,5-bisphosphate binding
Source: RefSeq, a predicted model, not a curated record
UUUAAAUCCUCUCCACUAUCUCACUUUUCACGAAUUCUUCACAGCCAAGCAAACAAAAAAAGGAAACAAUCACGUAGAAUAUAGUAUUCAAUUCUUACCCCCUUUGAGCAUUUCUGAAACUCACUGAUCAGAAAAAUCAUAUAUAUAAUCUGGGACUGGAAAUCAAUCAUAUACCAGUGAUUGAUGCCGAGAAAAGGAUUGAGAAGCAUGUUGUUCGGGUCUAGAUCUCCUUCACCCAUGAGUUCUCCUUCGAGGAGUACGAUUCCUCCAUCGUCACCGCACCAGACAUUCUGCGAGACUCUACUGGACGAGAACAUCGAGACUGCUCAGUCCCUCAUCGAGAAGUGGGACUCCGAUGACGUCACGGCUUCUUCUCUCUUCCAUGGCGACGACCGGCUAGAGGCCGGGCAGUACCUCAACGCCGUCAAGGAUUUGCAGUCCACGAUGCACUUGAUCAUUUCCAAGAGUUCCGCCUCCGUGAAGCUCGUGAGGGCGCAGGUUCUGAUGGAGACGGCGAUGAAGAGGCUCCAGAAAGAGUUUUACCAGAUCAUGUCCUCCAAUCGGCAGUACUUGGAUCCCGAAUCGGUUUCGACUCAUUCGUCGAGGACUUCGACCGUUUCGAGCUUCUCAGAUUUCGAGGAUGAGUUGGAGAACGAGUUCAGAGUCACGACCGAGUCGAUCUCUGAGAUGGAGCGGGUGUCCGCGGCGGCCAUGGCGGAUCUGAAGGCCAUCGCAGAUUGUAUGAUAUCGGUCGGUUAUGGAAAAGAGUGUGUAAAGAUUUACAAGACUAUAAGGAAAUCGAUUGUUGACGAGGGAUUGUACCAUCUCGGAGUUGAGAAGACGUGCCUUUCGCAGAUCCAGAAAAUGGAUUGGGGGGUUUUGGAGUACAAGAUCAAGAACUGGGUUAACGCCGUUAAAGUCGCCGUGAAGACGCUUUUCUACGGGGAGAGGAUUCUCUGCGACCACGUGUUCUCGGCUUCUGAGUCCAUCAGAGAAUCGUGCUACUCCGAAAUCACCGGAGAGGGUGCCACGUGGCUGUUUAGUUUCCCGGAAUUCGUAGCCAAGUGCAAGAAAUCUCCUGAGAAAAUGUUCCGCACUCUGGAUUUGUACGACGCGAUCUCCGACCUCUGGCCGCUGAUCGACUCCAUCUUCUCCUUCGAGUCGACCUCCGCCGUCCGGUCUCUAGCCAUGAAUUCUCUCCUCAAGCUCGGCGAGGCUGUUCGGAUUAUCUUCGCCGACUUCGAGUCGGCGAUCCAAAAGGAUACUUCGAAGGCGGCGGUUCGCGGCGGUGGGGUCCACCCGCUGACGCGUUACGUCAUGAACUACGUCGCGUUCCUCACCGAUUACAGCGAAAUUCUCGCUGACAUCUUCGCCGACUGGCCGUUGUCAAUUCAAUCCCCGCUGCCGGAAUCGUACUUCGGAAGCUUGGAAUCUGCCGACGUUUCCUCAUCGUCAAUCUCCGUACGGUUCGUGUGGCUCGUCCUGGUCCUCCUCUGCAAGCUCGACGGCAAAGCCGAGCUCUACAAGGACGUGGCUCUUUCGUAUCUCUUCCUCGCGAACAACCUCCAAUACGUCGUCGCAAAGGUCCGGGACUCGAACCUCCGGUUCCUCCUCGGCGACGACUGGGUGGCGAAGCACGAGGAGAAGGUGAAGAACUACGCCGCGAAUUACGAGCGCGUGGGGUGGAGCAAGGUGUACUCUUCUCUGCCAGCGGAUCCGACGGCCGAUAUUUCGUCUGAGCAAACAAAGGAGUGCUUCUUGAGACUGAAUGCGUCGUUCGAAGAGGCGUACCGGAAACAGAUCUCGUGGGUUGUGCCCGACGCGAAGCUCCGCGACGAGCUGAAGUAUUCGGUGUCGAGGAGGCUGGUGCCGGCGUACAGGGCGUUCUACGAGAAGCACCGGGACGGGUUGGGCAGAAAAUGCGGGUCGGAGUCGUUGGUGAGAUAUCUUCCCGAGAACAUGGACAAUUACUUGUCGGACCUUUUCUUUGGGGCCGGAGAAGUGGGUGUUGUUUCGUCAGCUUCUUCGUCGCCUUCCCCGUCGUCGCAUUACCUUGGCAGGCGGAGAGGUUGAGACGUUACGUCGUCAGUUUUGACCGGCCACCAGAUGAGUUUUAGGCACGUGUUUUUAUACGGUUUUGAUUGUUGUGGAUAAAAUUGAUUCGAGCAUGUGUGUAGAAUCUGUCACACGUGUCAUGUAUAGCAUUUGCAUACAUUUUUUUAUUGGAAAUAUAGUGAUGCGUACUUGUAUUGUAAUCGAUAUAUAAUACAAAAUAUACACGAAAAGUCUUUGGUUUUUAACUAA